AUGAGCAUCAAGGAGGUUCAGUUCGCGUCCUUCACGGACCAGAAGCCCGGAACAUCUGGUCUUCGAAAGAGGACCACUGUCUUCCAGCAAGCCCACUACAGUGAAUCCUUCGUCACCAGCAUUCUUCUGUCUAUCCCAGAAGGUGUAGAGGGCUCAUUCCUGGUUGUUGGUGGUGAUGGCCGGUACUGGAACCCCGAGGUCGUCCAGUUGAUCGCAAAGAUCGGUGCCGCAUACGGUGUCAAGAAGCUGCUCGUCGGCCAGAAUGGCAUUCUGUCCACACCUGCUGCCAGCCAUGUUAUCCGCAAGAGGAAGGCCACUGGCGGCAUUCUCCUGACUGCCAGCCACAACCCUGGUGGUCCCAAGAACGAUUUCGGCAUCAAGUACAACCUGGCCAACGGUGGCCCCGCUCCCGAGUCGGUGACCAACAAGAUCUACGAGGUCUCCAAGACCCUUUCCUCGUACAAGAUUGCCGAUAUUCCCGAUAUCGACAUCUCUACGGUCGGCACCAAGACCUACGGCCCUCUAGAGGUCGAGAUCAUCGACAGCACCGCCGACUACGUCGAGAUGCUGAAGGACAUUUUUGAUUUCCCCUUGAUCAAGAAGUUCUUCACCGAGCACCCUGAUUUCAAGGUCCUCUUCGACGCCCUCCACGGUGUCACAGGUCCUUAUGGAAAGGCUAUCUUCGAGGAGGAGCUUGGUCUUGUCGGCUCCACCCAGAACUGCGUGCCCUCGCCUGACUUCAACGGAGGUCACCCAGACCCCAACCUGACCUACGCACACAGCCUUGUCGAGGAGGUCGAGAAGCACAAGAUUCCCUUCGGCGCUGCCUCCGACGGUGACGGUGACCGCAACAUGAUCUACGGCACCAACGCCUUCGUCUCCCCCGGUGACAGCUUGGCUAUCAUUGCCCACCACGCACAGCUCAUCCCCUACUUCAAGAAGCAGGGCGUCUAUGGUCUGGCCCGGUCUAUGCCCACAUCCGGUGCGGUCGACCUUGUUGCCAAGAAGCAGGGCCUGAACAGCUACGAGGUGCCAACUGGCUGGAAGUUCUUCUGCGCCCUCUUCGACGCUAACAAGCUGUCCAUCUGUGGCGAGGAGUCCUUCGGCACGGGUUCCAACCACGUCCGUGAGAAGGACGGUCUCUGGGCCGUUGUCGCCUGGUUGAACAUCAUUGCCGGCCUCGGUGUCGCCAACCCAGGCGUCACGCCCAGCAUCAAGCAGAUCCAGAAGGACUUCUGGACCGAGUACGGCCGCACUUUCUUCACGCGGUACGACUACGAGAACGUUGACUCGGAUGGUGCCAACAAGGUCGUUGGCACGCUCGCCAACCUUGUCGCCGACAAGAACUUCAUCGGUAGCAAGGUCGGUGACCGCACCGUCACCGGUGCCGGUAACUUCUCCUACACCGACCUUGACGGUUCCGUCUCCUCUAACCAGGGUCUGUACGCAACAUUCUCUUCGGGAAGCCGGAUCAUCGUCCGUCUGUCUGGCACAGGCUCUGCCGGAGCUACUAUCCGCCUGUACAUCGAGCAGCACAGCUCCGAUCCUUCGACGUACGACCAGGAUGCUCAGGACUUCCUCAAGCCUGAGAUCCAGAUGGCGACAGAGCUGCUGAAGUUCAAGGAGUACGUCGGCCGUGACGAGCCCGAUGUCAAGACAUAG
Diaporthe citri is the source of this 1662-nucleotide messenger RNA. RefSeq lists its product as uncharacterized. Bases 1 to 1662 code for a protein of 553 amino acids. Gene Ontology annotation, cellular component: cytosol. The transcript has 4 exons. The record is from RefSeq and is a predicted model, not a curated record. Gene Ontology annotation, molecular function: phosphoglucomutase activity; magnesium ion binding. NCBI's taxonomy places the organism in Eukaryota, Fungi, Ascomycota, Sordariomycetes, Diaporthales, Diaporthaceae. Gene Ontology annotation, biological process: carbohydrate metabolic process.